CGCAGGAAGCCGUCUAGGUCGCAGGGAUACAAUUUGAGGGGUCAGCUAGACCACACUGCGGAUACACGCUGCAGACGAGACAACGACGCAAGCCUUGGGAAGGAAAUAGAGAACAAAAGGGGAUGCACUCCCAAGACACCAAGCCGGCAGGCACAAGCGGUCGGGAAAAGAGGGAGCCCAUGCCAAGGCGAAACGAAGACAACGUCCACUAUUUUGCCUUUCCACGCCAUUCGGCACCCAUUGCAGGCUGCAAUGAUGCCAUUCGCAGCCCAUUCUCCUGCCCAGAAUUCCGUCCCGAUCUUCCGGUGUUGCUUUUGCGGUUUGGCCUUGAAAUCGAUAGCCUCUCCGCUCUUGUUCAUAUGCAACCUGCAGUCUCACCGAAGCAGACGGGCAAGGUCCCCCUAUCUGGCGCGAGCUGAUGGACCACCCAAAUCACUAUGUCAAGCCACGGGGCAGGCAGGGGAAGGUGUAUGCUCGCUAUCUAUCAAAUAUCAACUCGUCAAUGUUGCACGGCACGGAGACCAUGGACCAUCUAGUAAGGUCGAAAACAUGGCAUACUCCCGCUGA
Molecule: messenger RNA, 567 nt
Organism: Colletotrichum paranaense
Lineage: Eukaryota; Fungi; Ascomycota; Sordariomycetes; Glomerellales; Glomerellaceae
Exons: 2
Source: RefSeq, a predicted model, not a curated record